Pecten maximus is the source of this 3635-nucleotide messenger RNA. Its product is annotated as nuclear pore complex protein Nup107-like. The record is from RefSeq and is a predicted model, not a curated record. Gene Ontology annotation, cellular component: nuclear pore outer ring; nuclear pore. The transcript is spliced from 27 exons. The coding region runs from base 215 to 3040 and encodes 941 amino acids. NCBI's taxonomy places the organism in Eukaryota, Metazoa, Mollusca, Bivalvia, Pectinida, Pectinidae. Gene Ontology annotation, biological process: regulation of DNA-templated transcription; post-transcriptional tethering of RNA polymerase II gene DNA at nuclear periphery; protein import into nucleus. Gene Ontology annotation, molecular function: structural constituent of nuclear pore.
CUUUUCGGUGUAGCACCGUUAAUUUUGUAAAACAUUAUACCAGCGGGAACUCAGAAAAUCACGAAGGAUGGUUUUUAGCCAGCCCCAAAGGAACAUAAAAGUUGAAAACCAAUACUGAGAUUUUAAAGAACCUGCUGAUGACAUUAUGAGUUGAAAGCUGGUGAUUGACGUCACUAUAAGUAAAAUAAACGAGACAUCUCUUAAGAUUGUGGCCAUGGACACCUCAGAUUUCUCCAUUACUCUGGACCAGCGUCCAAGGAUGAUGAAGUUGGAGGCGGAAUUAGAAGGCGAUUCUCCAAUGGUACGAGGCCAGGAACAAAGUAAAACGUUUCGUAACAGAUCGGCCAACAUAAACAUCCGACGAUCACUUCAGUUAUUGGAUGAGAGUGUUGCCUCUCCUGCCGCUCUGAACAGAAGAACGCCACGUAGGGCUGGAUCAUUGCAGCAUAGCACAUACACACCAAUAUCUUCUGGGUCAAAGUAUGAUGUAUCAGGAUUAUUGGGUCCUACACCAAGAAAAACACCAUCAAAAGAUCAAAGUUAUAACCAGAUGGAUUCCACAAUGUUUACUGGCAAGACCUACCUUGAAGAUGUGACGGAGGAAGUAACGACCACCAAUGUUGGUCUAUUGUUGGAGGAAGAUCCCGGUAUCUCUGCUUGUAAGGGCCUCUUUGAGGAUUUCCAAAAAUGUAUGAAGUCAAAUGCAUCAGAGAGUCAGUCCUUUGACCUGAUCAAGGAGUAUGAAAGUGCAUGUCGGGAACACGUAAUAAUUUUACGGAAGUUGAUGAAGAGGGCUACAAGGAAUGAACCAAGGUUCCAGAAAACAUUUGAUAUGUUGGACCUGAUAGAACAUGAACAGAACACAUGGCAGCUUGUACACUCCCUGUUGAAGGACCAGCUAGAGGUGGAGCUCAGGAUGGACCUACCACAGGAAGACAUGGAAGUCAAUGAAAAUGGCCGGUCUUUAUCCAGAAAAAGUGACAGGAAAAUUGUCAGCGACUUUUUCGAAAACAAUUCAGAAAUCAGACAAAGUCAGCUGAUUGUUGACUGGUUGGAGAGCUGUGCAUUAGAGAAGGUACAGAGAAUCCGAGAUAACAUCAAAUUUUUCUCAGAUCGAGCUGUAGGAUGGGAAAAUACUCUACAUAAACUGCAAACAAGAGAGUCGGGAACCAUGUUUGGAGGAACAGAUCGUCCUUUGGUUGAUGAAAUCGAUCCGGAUGCUGCUGUAAGACAGAAAAAGAUGGUGGAUGAUUUGGACAAGGAAGACGAAUCCCGCCUCCUACAGACACUGUUUGUUUACAUACGGGCAGGUCAGCUACAGCAGGCCCAAGAUAUUUGUCGUGAACACGGUCAGGCAUGGAGGGCAGCCACACUAGAGGGAUGGAAGCUUUAUCAUGAUCCUAAUUUUGAGUCUUUGGAGGAUGGCCAGACGAGCUCUGUAGAGGGAAACCCAAACCGAGACAUCUGGAGAAAUGUCUGCUGGAACAUGGCAAAAGAGCCAAGUUAUGACCAAUUUGAGAAGGCUAUCUAUGGUAUUCUAAGUGGUAACCUGCAGGCUGUACUGCCUGUAUGUAAGGACUGGCUAGACUAUCUGUGGGCACACUACAAGGUACUCGUGGACGUGCGAGUGGAACAGGAACUACGCACACAGAAGCUGUCCGGACGACAGCUUGUCAGCAUGCCGUCGGAAUUCUGGGAUCAAUCAUCUGAUCCUGAAUCUGUGUUCAGAAGACUGGAAGCUUAUGAAACCAUUAGUAAAGAGGGCUUACGCUGGUACCAUGUCUUACAGAAGUGGAUCAUCCUUGGAGACACUGAUAAGCUGAUUGAAGUAAUGGCAGGCUGGGUGAGAGAUGACCACCUCAAGGUACCUCAACAUCUGUUACGGUUCAUGGCACAUUUGGUCCUCUUCCUACGAUCAACACAGCGCCAUGUCAGAAGUGACCUAUGUUCGCUGAUACUGGAGGCGUAUGUCCAGGACUUGAUUCAAGGAAAUCACAAAGACUUAGUAGCACAUUAUGUCGCAACACUACCGAGCGAAGCACAAGUUGUGUGGUAUGCUCGCUUCUUGGAAGGUGUUGAGGAGAAGGGAGAGAGACAAGCCUGUUUAGGUUUGGCUGCUGACGCUGAACUAGACAUCCCUCUUAUCACCAAACUUGUUGUGGAGAACAUUCGCAGUCACUCUACUGUCGACUUCAACAGAAACAUGGACCAGGAGGUUGACACUACCAUCACACCGGAGGAUAAGAAGAAAAUCGAUGCCAUUGAUUGGUUAGUGUUUGACCAGUCACAGCGAUCUGAAGCCAUGAGACAAGCCAAUGCGGUGAUGCGUUCAUUUGUUGCCAUCAAAAAGCUGCAUGCGGCUAAGGAAGUGUUCAGCAAGCUUCCAGCGGACUCCAUAGAUGUGAUAGUGAAGACUUGGCAGUACCAGACAGGAUCAGCUGACCUGCCCCCUGAGGAGGCCAACAGCGUGAGGGAAUACCUGUGUCAUAGGGCCUAUCUGACUGCUAUGGACAGUUUCAAUGAUUUGUUCAACCAAUACCACCAUACCAAGCCUACCAAACCUACACUGGCCGAGGGGGCUUCCUUCACAGAGAAAGUGGCUCAUGAACAACAUAUGAAACGCUUUCAGCAAGAAUUGGAAAGAUGGCGGCAUCACCUCAACAUCCAAACAAAGACGACCAAGGGUAUGCUAUACAAUGUGUUACUCUUUGCGGAUGGAGGCUGGAUGGUUGACCAGAAACAGGUUGUGGCCCCUGAUACCAAUCGCGAACACCAGAUGGGGCUGCUGAGACAGUUGGUGUUGCCUGGACUCUGUUUUCUUCUCCAUAAGAUCCUGCAUACAAGUGGCCACUAUGACGAGUGCCUUAAAAUUGCUGAUCUUGUAGCCUCGGAGCAACAUGGUCUUUAUAAGGUAUUCCGGAAAGAUGAACUUCAACAGUUACUUCGGCUUUUGAGGGAUUCUUCUCUGUCUAAUUUGAAUAAGAAUUUGGAUCCCCUCGGAUACGAGUCAACAUUGGACCAACAGCCAGUCAACAUGUGAAUAUGGACAUCUUCAUUAAAAACUGGACAUAACACACAAACUGAAUAGGUGAUUUUGCAUUUUGGAGCAAUACCUGUAAAAUACGAACUGAACACCAUAAGAGUCCAGGGUCGUUGUUGUUAAUCAUGGUGCAAGCGGUUUGAAUGACUGGAGUUGUUUGUUUAUGAAACAAGGACAGACCUAUUGAUCUUAUUUUACAUUCUUGUGAGUCUAAAGACUUUUAAGGUCUGCAUUAGUGCCUGCAUGUCCGUUACGAUGCCAGAAAUCCUACAUUUCAAAACUGACAAACUUUUGAUUGCAUAUACUAAAAGGCUCCUUAAAGUUGACUUUAAGUUAUAAACGAGAUGAUUGAAGUGAAUAAGACUUGAUUGCUGACUUACACACAACAGACACUCCGAAGCGGAUUUGUAGAUUAUCAUUGGUGCUACAAUAGUUCUUACUAUGGAAUGCUACAAUAUUACUUUCUAUUGAAGUUGGAAUACAAGACAUAACACUUUUGUGGGGAAAGCUUUGCUUCCCUCAUACAAUUUGUAUUACACAUUUUCUUAAAAUCUUGUGAAAAAUAAAUUUGAAUAAUAAAGAAAUGAAUAAUUGA